AUUGGAUAUUUUGCAAUUGGAAAUGUAUGGAGUCCCUCCUAAACUUUCUCAGACCCACUUGCUCUUGUGUAUGUUAUCCAGGGCGCAGGCGAGUGCACAGCGACCUCACCCUAAGAGGCAGGCACGAACCAAACAAAGGCCUGCAGGCCCGGGUGGGCCCCUCACAGGGCUGUCAUCACAGCAGCACACAUUUCACCAGAGUUGGAUGCCCUGCACUUGUCCUGAAAUGCACCCAGACUGCCCAGGGAGCCUGCCCCACCCUCUGGGUAAGGUGCGUUAUGUAACAGCCGCCCUGCUGGCUCAGCUGGGCUGCCUUUGCACUGCCCUCCAGUAAACAAGCUCUGCAGCCAGGCUGGGAAAUCGUUGCACAAGGAGGCCAGUGUUUGCCAGUACUGGAAAUCUUGCUGAUGUUUGCACAUCCAGCUCCUGAGCCCGGCAACCCUGGCAGGGCCCCCAGUAGCCCAGGCCAGUUUUUAUCCCACGGAGCCUAGUUAGAAACUUCACACCAUGCUAGAGGAUAGCUGCUUGGGAGGGCUGUCCCAGGAGCGGAUGUCACCCAAGCCCGCGAGCUCACUGCUGGAGAGGACAGCAUUUCAGACCCAUCUGUCCCCAUGUGCCUCCACAGAAGGUCCAGCGAGACGACAACCACGCACCUCCAAGUGACCACCUGCCUCAAACACGACCUUCCAACAGGACGGCUCUCCAGUGCUAACGUUUGUCAGCCUUCCACCCCUGGGUGCUCAAGGACGCCUGCAAACGUUGCUAAGAGUAAGGUAGAAGAGGCCAUCAAGAUAGCAAUUGAUGCAGGCUACCGCCAUAUUGACUCAGCUUAUAUGUACCUAAAUGAAGAAGAGAUUGGGAGGGCCAUCCAGGAGAAGAUUGCCAAUGGCACUGUGAAGAGACAAGACAUAUUCUACACUUCGAAGCUGUGGGGCACGUUUUUCCAUCCAGAAUUGGUCCAAACUGGCCUGGAAGUGUCACUGAGGAAAGUUCAGCUGAGCUAUGUGGAUCUUUAUCUUAUUCAUUUCCCAGUGCCUUUGAAGCCUGGGGAGGAGAUUGUGCCAAAGGACGCACAUGGGAAAAUCAUUUUCGAUGAGGUGGAUCUCUGUACCACGUGGGAGGCCCUGGAGAAGUGCAAAGAUGCGGGUUUAACCAAGUCCAUCGGGGUGUCCAAUUUCAAUCACAAACAGCUGGAGAUGAUCCUGAACAAGCCAGGCCUCAAGUAUAAGCCCGUGUGCAAUCAGGUGGAAUGUCACCCUUACCUCAACCAGAGCAAACUGCUGGACUUCUGCAGGUCCAAGGACAUUGUCUUGGUUGCAUACGGUGCCUUGGGGUCUGACUCAGACAAGGAAUGGGUGACUAAGGACAGCCCAGUUCUCUUGAAGGAUCCAGCACUCAAUGCCAUCGCUGGAAAGCACAGGCGAACUCCAGCCCAGGUCGCCCUGCGCUACCAGCUGCAGCGGGGGGUGGUGGUCCUGGCCAAGAGUUUCAAUGAGAAGAGAAUCAAAGAGAACUUCCAGGUUUUUGAUUUCCAGUUGACACCGGAGGAUAUGGAAACUCUAGAUGGCCUGAACAGAAACAUUCGCUAUUUUGAAGACAAGUUGUUUUAUAGUCAUCUAAAUUAUCCAUUUUUGGAGGAGUAUUAACAGCAGUGUCUGUGGUUGCUCGUUUUUUGAUUUUGCUUGGUGAUUGACAAAUGUCUCAUGGAUGAGAAAGUAUCUGGUUUAUUCCAUGUUGUUUAGCCUUAUCAAUCACAAUAUGGUGCAAGUCCCUGGAUCAGACAAUAGAAGUCUCUAAACUCAGGCUUUUCUGCCAAAAGUACAUAAAGGUACAUUUUUAACUACCUAA
Messenger RNA from Manis pentadactyla (Chinese pangolin), 1848 nucleotides. Its product is annotated as aldo-keto reductase family 1 member C15-like. The transcript is spliced from 9 exons. Gene Ontology annotation, biological process: doxorubicin metabolic process; prostaglandin metabolic process; daunorubicin metabolic process. The record is from RefSeq and is a predicted model, not a curated record. Bases 612 to 1646 code for a protein of 344 amino acids. Gene Ontology annotation, molecular function: bile acid binding; ketosteroid monooxygenase activity; aldose reductase (NADPH) activity. Gene Ontology annotation, cellular component: cytosol. Lineage: Eukaryota; Metazoa; Chordata; Mammalia; Pholidota; Manidae.